AUGGUAACGCAGCAAGCUGGCGACAACGACUUGCAAAAUGCAGAUACUGUGGUUGCAAGGGAAGGAACGGUCAACGGAGACGGCUCGACUCAGCUCGAUGAAACAAAUCUAUCAUCGAAGAGAAAUGAUCGUGAGAUCGAAACCGAGAUUGCGAUGAGAAGGGAUCACGGGACCGAAAGAGAAGAACAAGACAACAGACUGUCUUCAUUGGACCUCAAUCUUGCAGACAACAGAGCAGGACUGGAUCGGUCCGAGGCGACGCAAAGAUCUGAAGAGGACAAGCCGUCUAAGAUCGACGAAGCUGACUCCGCAGAAGCACCAGUCUACUAUCACGAAAGUGGAGAUUCGUUUGCUAAAGAUAUCGAGCAGCACCUGGUGGUGUUACCAGAGAUGUCCACUUCUACGGACGGAGUGACAAUGAACGACGUUCAGAUCGGCGAUCCGGACGUUCCUCUCACCGCAGAUCAACAAAGACUCAUAUCGUCCAUUUGGAAGAGCCGUCACUAUCUUAUGGGAAGGGCAACGCUCUAUCACCAGCGGCACGAGGGGCGAUUGGUGAUAUCGAUGUCGGUGGAGCCGCAACAAUUGCGCAAAGAGUCCGUCCGGUCACACCCAAAUAUCUGGAGAAGCUGUCAGAUUUCAUCAAAGGACUGUCAGCAGCCAAGAUCGUUCAGCCAUCCACGUCACCUUGUGCGUCUCCGAUAG
Messenger RNA from Peronospora matthiolae, 705 nucleotides. NCBI's taxonomy places the organism in Eukaryota, Oomycota, Peronosporomycetes, Peronosporales, Peronosporaceae. The record is from the annotation of a GenBank genome assembly.